Messenger RNA from Eublepharis macularius, 1211 nucleotides. It is a transcript of the gene RITA1, whose product is annotated as RBPJ interacting and tubulin associated 1. Gene Ontology annotation, cellular component: cytoplasm; nucleus. The coding region runs from base 189 to 1010 and encodes 273 amino acids. Gene Ontology annotation, biological process: nuclear export; negative regulation of Notch signaling pathway; Notch signaling pathway. The transcript has 3 exons. Gene Ontology annotation, molecular function: tubulin binding. The record is from RefSeq and is a predicted model, not a curated record. NCBI's taxonomy places the organism in Eukaryota, Metazoa, Chordata, Lepidosauria, Squamata, Eublepharidae.
CCUGCCCUAGCAGCUCCAAACCUCGCCAGCCGCCACUGAGAAAAAUAUAUAUAUUUUAAAAAAGGGCGAGUGCUUUGAAAGAAUCGCACCCUCUACUUCCCGAAAAGAAGCUUACAGAAAGAUCUUGGCUCCGGGCUCCUAGCUGCAGCCUUGGAUGGCACUUCCUGCUUCUUGGUUCUGCUGGAUCCAUGAAGACCUCCGUAGACAUGGCAGUGACAGGGAUCCAGGCCCUUCAGUUGCACCGCAGGGGCAGAAACAGCUACAGGGCCAAACCCUCCUACGUGGAUGAAACACUCUUUGGCAGCCAUGCAGGGCACCAGACGAUGGUUAUGCAGUUUGAUCCGCCAUGGGUGGAGAAGGAACCUGGAUCUGGGAGACCCCUGUUGUGGAGCCCUGCAGCAACACGAUGGGAGGACAAUGGUGGCCCCUCAAAAGCCCCUGCACCGCUCAGCACUCCAAGAAAGAAAAACAAGUACAGAUUAAAAAGUCGCACCCCAUCCUAUUGUGAUGAGACACUGUUCGGCACAAAGUCAGGAGGACAGGAUGGGGCCAUUCCCUGGAUGAAGGAGGAUGCAGCUAAACUCCACCCACUGCUUUGGACUCCGCCCACUGCUUCCAGAAACCAUUCAAAUCUUUCUUCUCGUCAAAAAGAGAAACCAUUGAGAGCGGUUCAUCGAGAAAUGCCCAGAUCCCAGGAGACGGAACGGUUUGAGGCACAAGACAGAGAAUGCUCUUUUUGGAAACAUCUUGAGAAUAAUUCAGAGGACGGCAAACUGAGUGCCCUAGACUGGGCAGGGAAUUGGCCCAUUAGCCGGGUGUAUAGUGCCUCUGAUACAUUCCAGCCACCAGUGACUGGUUCAAGGACAAAUAGGCAGCAGGUUCGCCACCUCCCAGAUGCCUCCAUGGCUCCCCCAGUAUCCAGGCCAUGCUCAAAGGGCAUAUCAGGGUCACUGUCUGGCAGGUUAUCAAGAGCUACAGGCUCAUGCAAACCUAGGCCUCCUUGGAAAUAGAACUACCGAUCUAAAGCGUCAGCUGAACAAUGGGGAUAUGUAUGAAGUAGACUGAUUUUCUGGCCAAUUGAACCACGGCAGUCUUUAACCCUUUCCUUAGUAUAAGGCGGUUGCUAGCUGAGUCACUGGGCCAAGAUCUAAAAUGAGAUCUAAGGCUUGUCUUGUAUUCCUCUUGCAAAGCAUUGAAACCCAGAGAGAGAG